Molecule: messenger RNA, 1617 nt
Organism: Penicillium subrubescens
Lineage: Eukaryota; Fungi; Ascomycota; Eurotiomycetes; Eurotiales; Aspergillaceae
Product: D-aminopeptidase
Exons: 1
Coding region: 1-1617 (538 amino acids)
Molecular function (GO): aminopeptidase activity
Source: RefSeq, a predicted model, not a curated record
AUGGCAGGAUUAUCUGGGCAAGUCCAAACCCUUCUUGAGAAGGUGCCAUCUCUCUAUCGUGGACCUGGCGGGGCCGUUGCUGUACUGAAGGACGGCGAACUCGUUGGUCAACAUGUCUGGGGCUACGCCAACCUCGAAAAGAGAAUAGCCAUGGAGAUUUCCACACUCAUGCCCAUUUGCUCUAUUACAAAACAAAUGUUGUGUAUGAUUUUGGUGGAUCUUGAACGCAACCCCACUCCAGAGAUGGCGAAACGAGGAGAUGUACGCCACCAGCUAGAAGACGCCCUGAGAGAAAUUGUCCAGGAAGAACUACUUGAAAAUACGGGUCUAAACAUUGAAGAUCUCUGCAACAAUCAGUCUGGGAUUCGCGACUACUGGGCUAUGUCAAUGUUUUGGGGUACUCAGCCGGACGAGGUCUUCACGCUGUCCGAAGAUGCGAAGAAGUCGCUUAGUCUGACGAAGUCGCUGCAUUUCCAGCCAGGCACACAAUAUGCAUACUCAAACCUCAACUUUCACAUUCUGGCCCGCGUUGUCGAGAGAGUUACGGGGUCCCCAAUUGGAGACCUGUUGGCGCAGCGGCUAUUCUCUGCUGCUCGCAUGGAGACUGCGGCGUUUUGCGAAGAUAAUGCAAACCUUCCUGGACCUUGCGUCGGAUAUGAAGGCAACGAGUCAUUCGGCUUUAUACCGGCCGUCAAUCGUAUCCAGUGGUCCGGCGAUGCAGGUGUGGUAGCCUCGCUAGAAGAUAUGAUUGCCUAUGAGCAGUACCUGGACAAGUCCUGGUCUGACGAUUCAAGUCUCUAUCGCACAAUUGCAGAACAGCUUGUGUUUAAGGAUGGAACACCUGCGAGAUAUGGACAUGGCCUAGCCCAUGUGAAAGUCGGAGGUGUCAAUACGAUUGGUCACGGUGGCUCUCUCCGAGGGUUCUGUCUGCAUAGACUCCAAGCAGCAUCUGAAAGAGUGGCUAUUGUGGUUAUGCUAAACCAUGAAAUUGACGCGGAGACUAUAGCUGAGUUCAUUCUGAAGAAUAUUCUCGAUCUGAAUCAACCAAAGUUCCCUACUUCUAAUGACAUCAAAGUCAGUCGAAGGUGGCUUGGAACAUUUUUCGAUCCUGACGCUCAACUAGCUCUCACUGUCCGCGAUGUCGGCCCUAAUAUGCUGAGUAUCCGUUACGCAGACCAUGAUGAAACGGUGGUUCUCUUUGAAGAGAGCAAAGGAUGCUCAGAAACGAUGAUUGCAUCUUUCAGCGAUGAUUCAAUCCAGCUUCAUCGUCAAGAUGACAAUCGAGUCGUUAACGCGAGACGCAUUCUAGCACCCGAGGAGCCGAUCAAGACAGAUUAUGUUGGUCAGUAUCGGUGUACAGAGAUUGAUUCAGUCUUCACCUGUACUGGAACGGGAGGCAUGUUGUAUGGUUCGUUCGAAGGCUUCAUGGGCCACGGGCCAGUGCACUUGAUGCGAUAUCUUGGGGAGGAUAUCUGGUUUCUUACAUGCCCACGGGGCCUGGAUGCUCCGGCGCCCGGCGAUUGGACUGUGGUGUUCAAGCGCGAGGAGACUGGGACAAUUGUCAGUGUUGUGAUGGGUUGCUGGCUGGCAAGGAAUGUCCAAUUCACUAGGCUAUGA